Choloepus didactylus (southern two-toed sloth) is the source of this 522-nucleotide messenger RNA. Its product is annotated as biogenesis of lysosome-related organelles complex 1 subunit 5-like. Bases 1 to 522 code for a protein of 173 amino acids. NCBI's taxonomy places the organism in Eukaryota, Metazoa, Chordata, Mammalia, Pilosa, Megalonychidae. The record is from RefSeq and is a predicted model, not a curated record. The transcript is spliced from 2 exons. Gene Ontology annotation, cellular component: transport vesicle; BLOC-1 complex.
AUGGAGACCCAAAUGGGUUGUGAGGCUGCCCCACGCAGCGGCGGCGGCAAGAAGAGGGACUCUCCAGGGACUGCAGGUUCACUGGCGCACCUCAUUAUCAAGGAUCUUGGAGAAAUUCAGUCAAGACUUUUAGAUCACAGACCAGUUAUUCAAGGUGAAACCCGUUAUUUUGUGAAAGAAUUUGAAGAAAAAUGUAGUCUCCAAGAAAUGAGAGUUCUUGAAAAUUUGAAGAAUAUGAUCCACAAAACAAAUGAACAGACUCUUCCCAAAUGUGGAGAGACAGUUCAGGACAACAUAAACCAAGUUCUCCAGAGAUUGCAAGCAGCUAAUCACUCAGUCUGUAGACUCCAACAGAGGGAGCAGGAACAAAGAAAGUCCCCCAAGAUUCAUAGUGAGCAUUUAAUAGCUAGUGAAAAACAGCAUGCAAUCCAGUGGGAAGAUUUCACGAAAGAGCAACACAACAAACAGGCUGAAGUGGACAAAGAGCACAAAAAAGCCAUGGAGAGACUUAAAGGUCAAUAA